Messenger RNA from Peniophora sp. CBMAI 1063, 390 nucleotides. Lineage: Eukaryota; Fungi; Basidiomycota; Agaricomycetes; Russulales; Peniophoraceae. The record is from the annotation of a GenBank genome assembly.
AUGGACUUCUGUGCACCUAUGCCCCCUCCGCUUUCGGCUCUUGAGAGCAACCGUGGCUCGAAGCCUCGCGUCCGCAAGGACUCAGGAUCCUCCAAAUCAUCGUCGUCGUCAUCAUCAUCCUACUCAUCCGACAACGAUCUCCUCGCUCAGCUCCAGGGGUUGUCACGCCCCGAUGGGCGCACCUUCCUGCGCAAGUUUGACAAGCGUCGGGACGAGGACCGCCUCGCGAUAUUGCGAGUACUAUACCCUGCUGGUGUCCCGCGCGAUUUCCGGGACCGCCUGCUCAGUGACUACGAGCAAGCACCACUGGGCACCAUUGACACGAUAUAUGACAUCUUCAGUGCAACCAAAGGCCAUGCAGCGCGCCGCCUUGGUUUCUUCCGUCUAUGA